UGUGUAAGUGUUCGUCUACCAAUCAAACAGCCGAAUGGAGCACAGUAUGGACUUUCUCUUUUAAUCGUGUCAAUAUAGUGAGUUCUGGCAGUUUAUGAGUCAACCUCGCAAUUAAACUUACUUUUUGGCACCCAUGUUAAUCUAUCAUAAUCUAUCUACAUCAGUAUCAUCUUAAUCGUGUAUAUCUGGAAUAAUAACAAAAAUAUGGAGGAUACUACUUGCUCGGGGGCGCAAAAAUGAACACUUGCCGUUAGAAUUAAAGCUCGAAGAAUGGACCUGAAUGAAUUUUUCCGAUCACUUACACUCUCUGUGAUCAUCACUGAUUUUAUGGCGCUUGUUUUCCAUUCAAAAUGCACGCUGUGUCCAAUUCUUUUCAGAGCUGCGACAGCAAAUCAAGAGAACCUGAAAGCGUAUCAAGUUGUGCCUCAAUUAUUUAAAAAGUUUCCUCCUCGUGAAGUGAAGGUUGAAUAUGAACACGGAAGAAAAGUCGACUUUGGCACUAUCUUCUCGGAAGACGAAAUAGACAAUCCGCCGAACAAAAUUUCGUGGACCGUUGAAAGGAAGUAUGAGCGAGCAAAAUCAAGGUUUGCCUUAGGAAUGUUCGGUAAUUAAUUUCCACGUAUCCGCAUUCCGCAUUCAUUAUUUUAAAAAUAAGUAUGCAUUUCAAUAUUUUGGUGAAGAAGGGCUGCCGUUAAGAGCCGAAUUUAGCCCAAAUAGCUCUAUACUCUUUCGACAUUUGCAUUCACAGCAGAACGUCUUUGUUUGUUUUUAGUCAAUUUUGGAGACACUUUGUGAAGGUAAAAUUGUGAGAGCACAAAAAUUGUCUUUAAAACAACUAAUGUAAAUUUCUGAAAGAUUUUUCUCUUGAAAUAAAUCCCUUUUCGUUCAACGCG
Messenger RNA from Bemisia tabaci, 893 nucleotides. The record is from RefSeq and is a predicted model, not a curated record. NCBI's taxonomy places the organism in Eukaryota, Metazoa, Arthropoda, Insecta, Hemiptera, Aleyrodidae.